CCCCGUGCACUUCACGUGAUUCCAAUACCCUAGAGGAGGUACCCAACCAAAAGCGGAGUGAGAGGUCCGACGAUUUGCAGUCCCACGUCGGUCUUUUCGAUCGUGAGACGAAGCGGAGGAAAAGGUUGGGAGGCGAGGAGAAGUAGAAGAAUUGUAGCUCCAUGAAUUACCCUGUCCAGAAGAACACCCUCUAUGUAGGAGGGUUGCCGGAGGAGGUGAACGAGUCGAUCCUCCACUCCGCUUUCAUCCCCUUCGGGGACAUAAAGGACGUGAAGACGCCGCUGGACCAGGCAACUCAGAAGCACCGUUCCUUUGGCUUCGUCACCUUCCUCGAGCGUGAGGACGCUGCCGCCGCCAUGGACAACAUGGAUGGAGCCGAGCUCUACGGUCGCGUCCUCACUGUCAACUACGCCUUCCCCGAGCGCAUCAAGGGAGGCGAGCAAGGAUGGGCAGCACAACCCAUUUGGGCUGAUGCAGAUACCUGGUUCGAGAGGCAACAACAAGAGGAGGAAAUGAAGCGCCUCCAGGCAGAACACCAGGCCACGAUGCUUGCAGCUGAGGAGCUUCACCGUAAAAAGCUCGCGGAUGAACGAGAAGGGGAGAAAGAAGAUGAAGCGGAAGGAACCAAGUCUGAUCCAAUGGCUGCUGCCGAAGCGGAGGCCUUGAAGUAGGGCAGUUAGAAUCAUUUCCCUCGGCCGUCAAUUAUAUCAUUUAGAACCCUUCCCCUGUUUGUAAACAUAACUUCGAAGCAUUUUAAAAACUGUUUCACAAUCUCAGUUCUCCCAUGGCUACUGCAUUGUUGAUGCAUUAUCAAUCUUAAAGUAGAAACUUUUAAAGAUCUUA
Messenger RNA from Zingiber officinale, 843 nucleotides. RefSeq names its product peptidyl-prolyl cis-trans isomerase E-like. Lineage: Eukaryota; Viridiplantae; Streptophyta; Magnoliopsida; Zingiberales; Zingiberaceae. The coding region runs from base 162 to 671 and encodes 169 amino acids. Gene Ontology annotation, molecular function: RNA binding. The record is from RefSeq and is a predicted model, not a curated record. The transcript has 3 exons.